This is a messenger RNA of Candidula unifasciata, 1014 nucleotides long. Lineage: Eukaryota; Metazoa; Mollusca; Gastropoda; Stylommatophora; Geomitridae. The record is from the annotation of a GenBank genome assembly.
AUGGGCGGCACCCGGCUGUGUUUACACCUACAAGUUGGGGCCACCAUAUUGUCGCCUUCUACCACAACCACAUAUACAGUCAUAUUGUCGCAUUCUACCAUAACCAUAUAUACAGCCAUAUUGUCGCGUUCUACCUCAACCACAUAUACAGCCAUAUUGUCGCCUUCUACCAUAACCACAUAUACAGCCAUAUUGUCGCCUUUUACUAUAACCACAUAUACAGCUAUCUUGUCGCCUUCUACUAUAACCACAUAUACAGCCAUAUCGUCGCCUUCUACUUCAACCACAUAUACAGCCAUAUUGUCGCCUUCUACCACAACCACAUUUACAGCCAUAUUGUCGCAUUUUACCAUAACCACAUAUACAGCCAUAUCGUCGCCUUCUACUUCAACCACAUAUACAGCCAUAUUGUCGCCUUCUACCACAACCACAUAUACAGCCAUUUUGUCACCUUCUACUAUAACCACAUAUACAGCCAUAUUGUCGCCUUCUACCAUAACCACAUUUACAGCCAUAUUAUCAACCUUAACUACAACCACAUAUACAGCCAUAUUGUCGCCUUUUACUAUAACCACAUAUACAGCCACAUUGUCGCCUUUUACUAUAACCACAUAUACAGCCAUAUCGUCGCCUUCUACUUCAACCACAUAUACAGCCAUAUUGUCGCCUUCUACCACAACCACAUAUACAGCCAUUUUGUCACCUUCUACUAUAACCACAUAUACAGUCAUAUUGUCGCCUUCUACCAUAACCACAUAUACAGCCAUAUUAUCAACCUUAACUACAACCACAUAUACAGCCAUAUUGUCGCCUUUUACCACAACCACAUAUACAGCCAUAUUGUCGCCUUCUACUAUAACCACAUAUACAGCCAUAUCGUUACCUUCUACAACAACCACAUAUACAACCAUAUCGUCAUCCUCUACCACAACCACUUAUACAGCCUUAUUCUACGUGGUGUUGUUUACACCACAGUGUUCUUCAACCUAUAAUGGACCGCCACACAUUUCCUGA